AUGGUGCUCUACGGGCUCGUACGGGCCUGCACCGAGCUCUACGGGCUCAUACGGGCCUGCCUGGGGCUCUAUGGGCUCAUACAGGCCCAUGCCGAGCUCGUUUGGAUCCGCACCGGGCUCUAUGGGCUCGUUAAUGCCCUGGACAGCUACAACUGGACUGCCCUCCACUACACUGCAGAAAAGGACGAGACCUGGGUGCAGAUCCUCCUCGAAUACGGCACCAAUCCCAACACGCUGGAUGGCGACAAGGACACCCCCCUCCACUGGGCUGCCUUCAAGAACAACGCAGAGUGCAUGCAGUCACUCCUGGAGAACGGCACCCUGGUGGACACCCGCAAUUACAACAAUGACACGCCGCUGAGCUGGGCUGCCAUGAAGGGCAACCUGUAGAGUGUGAGCAUCCUGCUCGACUUUGGAGCAGAGGUCUGGGUGGUCAGUUUGAAAGGUCAGACCCUCAUCUCACAGCUGGUUGAGCUGCAGGUCAGAGGACUGGGCAUGGAGCGUGAAGAUGCCUGCUUCAACCUUCUCCACUGGCCUAUUGGACACUUUGAGCUACAGAAAAACGGCAACAUGCCCUGGGAGGUAACCAGGGAUCAGCAGCUCUGUGGAAAGCUCACCCUGCUCUGCUCUGCCCCGGGCACCCUAAAGACGCUAUCUCGCUAUGCCGUGCACUGCAGCCGGGGUGUGCAGUUCCUGCUGGAGGCUGUGAAGGAGCUACUUUUGCCUGUGUUCCUGAAGGAAUUUGUGUUGCUCCUUAGCUUAAGCGAGAGGUGA
Molecule: messenger RNA, 774 nt
Organism: Struthio camelus australis
Lineage: Eukaryota; Metazoa; Chordata; Aves; Struthioniformes; Struthionidae
Gene: ASB8
Product: ankyrin repeat and SOCS box containing 8
Biological process (GO): protein localization to ciliary inversin compartment
Cellular component (GO): ciliary inversin compartment
Molecular function (GO): protein binding
Source: RefSeq, a predicted model, not a curated record